CAGGGUCCGGGGAGAGCGGAUAUAGUGAAUGAAUCCGGGGAGAGCGGAUAUAGUGAAUGCAGGGUCCGGGGAGAGCGGAUAUAGUGAAUGCAGGGGUCCGGGGAGAGCGGAUAUAGUGAAUGCAGGGUCCGUGGAGAGCAAAUAUAGUGAAUGCAGGGUCCGGGGAGACCGGAUAUAUGAAUGCAGGGUCCGGGGAGACCGGAUAUAGUGAAUGCAGGGUCCGGGGAGACCGGAUAUAGUGAAUGCAGGAUCCGGGGAGACCGAUAUAGUGAAUGCAGGGUCCGGGGAGACCGGAUAU
Molecule: messenger RNA, 298 nt
Organism: Staurois parvus
Lineage: Eukaryota; Metazoa; Chordata; Amphibia; Anura; Ranidae
Source: the annotation of a GenBank genome assembly